Messenger RNA from Coregonus sp. 'balchen', 4925 nucleotides. The record is from the annotation of a GenBank genome assembly. NCBI's taxonomy places the organism in Eukaryota, Metazoa, Chordata, Actinopteri, Salmoniformes, Salmonidae.
AACCAAACGGAGGAUGGGAUGCGUAAGGAGCUGGUAGCUCUGCAGGAAGACAAACACAACUAUGAGACUACGGCCAAAGAGUCCCUGAGGAGGGUCCUGCAGGAGAAGAUAGAGUUGGUCACGAAGCUGUCAGAGGUCGAGGUGAGACUGACCUUCCUGUUCAGUAGGGUUAGCGUUAAGGCUAGGUAGAGGUGGUCAGGAAGCUGUCAGAGGUCGAGGUGAGACUGACCUUCCUGUUCAGUAGGGUUAGCGUUAAGGCUAGGUAGAGGUGGUCAGGAAGCUGUCAGAGGUCGAGGUGAGACUGACCUUCCUGUUCAGUAGGGUUAGCGUUAAGGCUAGGUAGAGGUGGUCAGGAAGCUGUCAGAGGUCGAGGUGAGACUGACCUUCCUGUUCAGUAGGGUUAGCGUUAAGGCUAGGUAGAGGUGGUCAGGAAGCUGUCAGAGGUCGAGGUGAGACUGACCUUCCUGUUCAGUAGGGUUAGCGUUAAGGCUAGGUAGAGGUGGUCAGGAAGCUGUCAGAGGUCGAGGUGAGACUGACCUUCCUGUUCAGUAGGGUUAGCGUUAAGGCUAGGUAGAGGUGGUCAGGAAGCUGUCAGAGGUCGAGGUGAGACUGACCUUCCUGUUCAGUAGGGUUAGCGUUAAGGCUAGGUAGAGGUGGUCAGGAAGCUGUCAGAGGUCGAGGUGAGACUGACCUUCCUGUUCAGUAGGGUUAGCGUUAAGGCUAGGUAGAGGUGGUCAGGAAGCUGACAGAGGUCGAGGUGAGACUGACCUUCCUGUUCAAUCCACCUAAUUUUCUAAAGCUUUUAAAACAUGGAAGCCAAAUGCGGAAACUAUGGAUACAACUUCCUCCAUGCUUGUGCAUUGUUUUAAUUCAAAUGCGCGCCACUAGAAAUCUCUGCAUGUUUCUGUUACCUGAUACAUCAUGACAAAAUACACCAUAUUACUAUCCUGCUAUUUGUGCCUCGACCUUGUAGGCUAAACUGCUGAGGAAAAAAGCCAUAACUGAAACGAAUGGUUGCCCAAUCAGGCAACCUAGAUGCACUCAUUUCUAAAUGAAUAUGCGUUCAAAACACCAGGCUUUUGAGUGGUUAUUCAAAUAACAUGGGCUAUUCACUGCAGAAAAUGAUUAUAACAUUCUUUAUUACAUUGUGUUGUUGUAGCCUGGGUAGGAUAUAUUUGUUGGCCCUAAAAUAUGGUAGUUUUUGGAGCUGGAUCCCGGGGCACAUAGUGUAGCUACCUAGGAAUUCAUUACAUAGUGUAGCUACCUAGGAAUUCAUUACAUAGUGUAGCUACCUAGGAUUUCAUUACAUAGUGUAGCUACCUAGGAAUUCAUUACAUAGUGUAGCUACCUUGGAUUUCAUUACAUAGUGUAGCUACCUAGGAAUUCAUUACAUAGUGUAGCUACCUAGGAAUUCAUUACAUAGUGUAGCUACCUAGGAAUUCAUUACAUAGUGUAGCUACCUAGGAAUUCAUUACAUAGUGUAGCUACCUAGGAUUUCAUUACAUAGUGUAGCUACCUGGGAAUUCAUGAUCUGAUCAACUUUUUUUUCUUUCGCUGUGUAAAUUGACUGGAUAUAUUCUCUGCAGUAUUAAGCCUAACAUUGAGUUUAUGAAUUCUGGGAUAAUAUGCAUAGCCUAUGCUUCUAACCUAGGAUGUAGGCUACGUCUGUCUUCAUUGUUCUGUUGUUCAAGUACCAUGUUCGUUAGCCUGCUAACAGCCUAUUGGAGGAGAGAAUAGGCUACAGCAUUAACAGGUGGGGAGUUGGAAAGGAGAAGCCCAUAUUUUCCUAUAGUUAACACCUGCCUGCAUCCUGACAACAUACACCAGAUGAGUGUCCUGCUAAUGUACCUUUCUGGACCUUCUUAACUGUAGAGAACAGACCCAGACUGAUCCAAAUGGUUGCAUGACCAGGCCUAGUGAGAACAGACCCACACUGACCAGGCCUAGUGAGAACAGACCCACACUGAUCCAAAUGGUUGCGUCACCAGGCCUGAGCGGUUAUUCAAAUGAUCCUGCAUCAGUUUACAGCCCAUGGAUAGUAAUUGUGUAUUCACUUGAUAACAAUAAUACAUUCCUCGUUGCACUGUGUUAUUGUAGCCUCGGUAGAAUAAUGUUAUUGUCUAAAAACGUAGGCCUGUGCCAUCAUCAAUGUUGAGCUUUGGGUGGGGUAGAGAUAGAGGGGGGACCACAGAGCGCAGCCUGGAGCAACGCACUACAGAGCUGCCAUUUCAUCAUCUGUUUACUUAUUUUUCUUGCACUUUGAUAGGGAAAUAUUUAGCCUUAAUAUUUAGCUAAUGAAUGGCCUAAUAUCUAGCUAAUAUUUAGCUAAUGAAUGGCCUAAUAUCUAGCUAAUAUUUAGCUAAUGAAUGGCCUAAUCUAGCUAAUAUUUAGCUAAUGAAUGGCCUAAUCUAGCUAAUAUUUAGCUAAUGAAUGGCCUAAUCUAGCUAAUAUUUAGCUAAUGAAUGGCCUAAUCUAGCUAAUAUUUAGCUAAUGAAUGGCCUAAUAUCUAGCUAAUAUUUAGCUAAUGAAUGGCCUAAUAUCUAGCUAAUAUUUAGCUAAUGAAUGGCCUAAUCUAGCUAAUAUUUAGCUAAUGAAUGGCCUAAUAUCUAGCUAAUAUUUAGCUAAUGAAUGGCCUAAUAUCUAGCUAAUAUUUAGCUAAUGAAUGGCCUAAUAUCUAGCUAAUAUUUAGCUAAUGAAUGGCCUAAUAUCUAGCUAAUAUUUAGCUAAUGAAUGGCCUAAUAUCUAGCUAAUAUUUAGCUAAUGAAUGGCCUAAUCUAGCUAAUAUUUAGCUAAUGAAUGGCCUAAUAUCUAGCUAAUAUUUAGCUAAUGAAUGGCCUAAUAUCUAGCUAAUAUUUAGCUAAUGAAUGGCCUAAUAUCUAGCUAAUAUUUAGCUAAUGAAUGGCCUAAUAUCUAGCUAAUAUUUCGCUAAUGAAUGGCCUAAUAUCUAGCUAAUAUUUAGCUAAUGAAUGGCCUAAUAUCUAGCUAAUAUUUAGCUAAUGAAUGGCCUAAUAUCUAGCUAAUAUUUCGCUUACACAUCUCUAGCCUCUCUCUUCUAGCUGUUCCCGUGCCAACAGGCUACAGGUAUCUGUGGGUUAGAGACCUCAUGGUCUGAACCAGUAUCUGUGGGUUAGAGACCUCAUGGUCUGAACCAGUAUCUGUGGGUUAGAGACCUCAUGGUCUGAACCAGUAUCUGUGGGUUAGAGACCUCAUGGUCUGAACCAGUAUCUGUGGGUUAGAGACCUCAUGGUCUGAACCAGUAUCUGUGGGUUAGAGACCUCAUGGUCUGAACCAGUAUCUGUGGGUUAGAGACCUCAUGGUCUGAACCAGUCUCUGUGGGUUAGAGACCUCAUGGUCUGAACCAGUAUCUGUGGGUUAGAGACCUCAUGGUCUGAACCAGUAUCUGUGGGUUAGAGACCUCAUGGUCUGAACCAGUAUCUGUGGGUUAGAGACCUCAUGGUCUGAACCAGUAUCUGUGGGUUAGAGACCUCAUGGUCUGAACCAGUAUCUGUGGGUUAGAGACCUCAUGGUCUGAACCAGUAUCUGUGGGUUAGAGACCUCAUGGUCUGAACCAGUAUCUGUGGGUUAGAGACCUCAUGGUCUGAACCAGUAUCUGUGGGUUAGAGACCUCAUGGUCUGAACCAGUAUCUGUGGGUUAGAGACCUCAUGAAUGGUCUGAACCAGUAUCUGUGGGUUAGAGACCUCAUGGAUGGUCUGAACCAGUAUCUGUGGGUUAGAGACCUCAUGGUCUGAACCAGUAUCUGUGGGUUAGGGACCUCAUGGUCUUGUGUUACCACCUUAUCAAUAGACAGUGUGCUGUAGGAUGCGUUGAUCAGUUGAUUGACAGGUGUAGGACUGUAGAACGAUAGACUAACUUUCCUCUAGUGUGGAUGCUCACCAGCGUUUUGUCGUUAUGUAGCCUACAGUUUAUCAUUAUAGUUAUUGGCUUGGUGUAUGGCCUUAAUUCACUCUACCACAACUAACGUUAUUAUUAUCAAAACCAAACUACUAGUAGGUCUAGCUAAUGUUAGCCAACUUGAAUUAAAACCAAACUACUAGUAGGUCUAGCUAAUGUUAGCCAACUUGAAUUAAAACCAAACUACUAGUAGGUCUAGCUAAUGUUUGCCAACUUGAAUUAAAACCAAACUACUAGUAGGUCUAGCUAAUGUUAGCCAACUUGAAUUAAAACCAAACUACUAGUAGGUCUAGCUAAUGUUAGCCAACUUGAAUUAAAACCAAACUACUAGUAGGUCUAGCUAAUGUUAGCCAACUUGAAUUAAAACCAAACUACUAGUAGGUCUAGCUAAUGUUAGCCAACUUGAAUUAAAACCAAACUACUAGUAGGUCUAGCUAAUGUUAGCCAACUUGAAUUAAAACCAAACUACUAGUAGGUCUAGCUAAUGUUAGCCAACUUGAAUUAAAACCAAACUACUAGUAGGUCUAGCUAAUGUUAGCCAACUUGAAUUAAAACCAAACUACUAGUAGGUCUAGCUAAUGUUAGCCAACUUGAAUUAAAUUUAAAUGACACUUAGACUUGUAUACUUGACCUUUUAUGCUCUAGAUAUUGACUCUUUCUAAUAAUUGACUCUGGCACUGCAGUAGGGAGGUAAAGCGUAAGUCGAAUCCAUCGCUUCCGUUGUUUGGCUGUUGCCCAUAGCAAUGUUCGGUAAUUAGGUGAAUAGGGUUAGAGUUGAGGCUAGGUAGAGGUGGUCAGGAAGCGGUCAGAGGUCGAGAUGAGACAGACCUCUUCAUACCUGGCUGGGGGCCUGUUCAGUACUGCACAACGUUGCUAAACAAUUUUAAACAUUUGUCUACUGGACAUGUUUAAAUACAUGAUUAAGCUUGACCUGGCUGACUGCGGGCUGGGUGGAGUUCCAUAUUAAUGAUGAUGGGUCUCCUGUGUGAUUUCUCCUUUUAGCGAAGCCUGA